AUGGCCAACGAGGUUAACCUUGAAGACGUUUUAGCCGGCCAACAUCUUUCACCUUUCACUCUCGGCGAGUUUGAAGAGCAUUUAGUGCACGUUCAACACUCGGCAGAAAAUCUAUAUUUCUACUUUUGGCUUUCUGACUACACCAAGCAGUACCGAGAAUGGCAAGCCAGUUUGAGCGACCGCAAAAAAUCACUAACCCCAAUACCUGAUAAUCUCGCAACCCGGCCCUUGAAAGGUGGCAUUCGAGAGUCAUGGAAGCUUAAACGGAAAGGAGUUGCCCGGCUUGUGCCGCCGUUUGUUCGCAACGUCUUGGCUGCUAAAUCCCAGGGAGAGAUGGCACCGGGGCCUGGGGACCAGGUGCACGAGGUCCAACUUUCAUCAAUUCCUCAAGGCUUGCCCAACGCCCCAGUACCCGAAGAAUUACAAAAAUCUUUCGAAAGCCUUCAGUCAUUUGUCAUUCCACCACGCCAGUCAAAUCAAGCGCUCCAAGAUUUCGAACUUGAACUGAACAUUUCUCAACAAUUGAAAGACCAAUUUAAGGCUCAGGCCGACAACUCCAUGGAUCCCGACAUCUUUUCGCCAAUUAAGAAGGAGGUUAUGACUAUGUUGUCAGAUAGUAUGCGCAGUUGGCUGAUGGAUUGCUCUGGCAAUUCAGAUAAACAUCGAGCACGAUUGACCCUUUGUAUAGGAGUGUUUUGUGUAAGCUUAGCAGUAAUUGGAACCGUACUGCUAAUGACGAAAACAACCAGCGCCGAGAUCAGGUUGUGCCUAAGCCCACUUGUUUGGAUUGGACUGGAAAUAUUCUUUUGUGGUUUAUUUCGGACUUGCCCAUUGAUCUUCAUGUUUGGAUCAUUUCGACAAAUCCACGUCUGGGAACUUGGACGAGCCAAGGAAGCCGCCGCGGUAACCGAGAAGAACCUUUUGUCGAAACGUCAUGACUUUCUGGAAAAUCAAGGGAAGAUGAGCAGUGGAAGUGGCCACUCCUUGACUCCUUCCGAAUGCCAGCGAGGACUAGUGCCAUCGAGGUUUUGGGAUUCGGGUGUCAACUUCAGAUCCUCAAACGAAUUGAUUUUCUAUGGACCACCGCACGAUCGAAAUUUACCUCACGUCUCAAUAUCCAUGAGCCCUUCGAGAAACAACACCCCGAUAUUGAACCGAACGAGGUCUAAUACCCCAUCGGCCAUAUGCGCACGAAAACUCAAGCUCCGGAAGCAGUCACGACGCACCCGAUCCCACUCAUCCUCCGCUCCUAUAUUUGGUCCGUUAACCAAGGUUUUGAGCCCCGUGGCUAUAAGAUCACAUCGGCUCAGUAUUCUCAAGAGUAUGGUUUUAGCUACAAUAUUGACUGCCGCAUGGAUCGCGAUUUGCCUCCUGGUCCACACUGGACAUAUUCCUCAUCUCUCAAAGUUGUCGGCGAAAUUAAAAAAAGAAUGA
This is a messenger RNA of Puccinia triticina, 1434 nucleotides long. RefSeq lists its product as uncharacterized. The transcript has 4 exons. The record is from RefSeq and is a predicted model, not a curated record. Lineage: Eukaryota; Fungi; Basidiomycota; Pucciniomycetes; Pucciniales; Pucciniaceae. Bases 1 to 1434 code for a protein of 477 amino acids.